Molecule: messenger RNA, 613 nt
Organism: Microcebus murinus (gray mouse lemur)
Lineage: Eukaryota; Metazoa; Chordata; Mammalia; Primates; Cheirogaleidae
Gene: H2AL3
Product: H2A.L variant histone 3
Cellular component (GO): nucleosome
Molecular function (GO): structural constituent of chromatin; DNA binding; protein heterodimerization activity
Source: RefSeq, a predicted model, not a curated record
AGCUCCCUGACCACUGAGGGGCUAGAGCAUAGCGAUACAAGGGGCAGGGAUAAGCACUGGUAUCCUGAGAGGCCCAGGCCAGCAGGGAAAUCAAGCUGUGCUACUUGGGGCCAAGCCCAGCAAACAUCAUGCCUGGGAAGAAACAGAGUCGAGGCUCUCAGAGGCGUAGGAGGCAGGCCAUCUCCCGCUCCACCAGAGCAGAGCUGCAGUUCCCGGUUAGCCGCGUGGACCGCUGCCUGCGAGAGGGUCAAUAUGCCCAGCGCCUAAGUUCAGCCACGCCCGUUUUCCUCGCCGGAGUUCUGGAGUACCUGACGGCCAACAUCCUGGAGCUGGCGGGCAAGGAGGCCGACAACAACCGCAGGGUACGCAUCACCCCCGAACACGUGGAGAGGGCAAUGGACCAGAAUCAGCAGCUCAGCCUCCUCUUUGAGGACGACACCCACUCUCAGGUUGAUGAGAUGCCCCAACCCAGGAAUAAGUAGAGAUGCCUGGGUCUCAGAGCCCGGCAGGCCCUCAUCAACAACUUCAUCCAGCCCCCAAAACUGCCACAGAGAGGGAGCCCAGGCUGCUACCAUCAGCCCAUGCUAUUAAAGUGUUUAAAUGUAUGACAGUG